UCCUCCACAUUUACAUGAUUUACAAACAACUCUCUCAAAAUUGGAUCAUGUUACAGAACGUGGGACACGUUUUAAAAAAUCCACCUCUUUUAUAUCAAAUCGCAACAGCGCUAUCACCCACUUUGAGCAUGUUCGUAUUUUUGCAUUUAUGUUGGACAUCACGAAAAGGGCUGGAUUUCUUGUACCACUCUUGUUUUAAAGGGGCAGGAUAUCAUACUGGGUACAGCUUUUCGAACAUUGCGAAAAUGUUUGCACUCUUAUCAGUGAGCAUGUUGGUAACAUUUGGAGGGGAAUUGAAUUAUCCACUAUUCAGUGUCUUAAAACGACGAGAGUUUUAUGAUGAACCUGUCGUUCUUCUACGCUACGUUACAGCAGAUAUCACAGCUUUGAGGGACAUGAUGCAAACAGUGAUAUGUCCAAGUCUCGUAUUUCUGUUAUUUUUUUACGAUUCGAUUUUCCGUUUUACAACAAUGCUGCAUCUUUCUUUCUUGACGUGCUACGUGAUAAAACGGAUUGGAGACGAGGUACAAGAUUAUUUAGAAGACGAAAAAAAUUCUUUGCCGUGUGAAAAGUUCAUUGAAAUGUACGACAUAAUAGUACAGCUAAUUGGUGACAUUAAUGAGUCAUUGGGGGUCUUGGUGCUGGCAACAAUAGUGAACACGCUGUCAUUUUUCAGUCAAGCCUUGACGACGGUGCUAGACUCGGAAAAGCAAUUGUGGGAUCGCCUCUAUGUCAUUGGAAUUGUCAGCUUUUUCGGAAUAUUUGUAGGAUUUGCUGCUCAAGGAGCUGAUCGUCUGGAAAAUAUUGAAGGAUUUGUUUCCCGUAAAAAACAAGAUCCCGAUUACAAUGAGAACAGAGCGUUGCAAUUAAUGAUACCCAACAUGACAAAUAAUCCGCUCGGACUUAAAGCUUUCAAAUUCAGGAUUUCUUAUGGAUUUAUCGUUUCAAUUUUCAGUACAGCAGUGACAUACUUUAUUAUACUGCUACAGUUCUCCACGUCCUCAGAUAAACAGUAAACCUUAUGCGAGCAUAUAUAUCCUAAGCACUUGUCAAUUAGUGAGAAACUCCAAAAUUGGGUCCUCUGGUUACUUGUGGGGGUUGGGAUUUAGUUAAAAUCAAAGGAGAGUGAUAGAAACCUUGAUCUGCUGAAGGUUUCAUUAAGAUCUCAGAUUUAAUAAAAACAAUCCUCAUUUGUUGAUAACCA
Folsomia candida is the source of this 1204-nucleotide messenger RNA. RefSeq lists its product as uncharacterized. The transcript has 6 exons. The record is from RefSeq and is a predicted model, not a curated record. Bases 15 to 1016 code for a protein of 333 amino acids. NCBI's taxonomy places the organism in Eukaryota, Metazoa, Arthropoda, Collembola, Entomobryomorpha, Isotomidae.